AUGAACUUGAGAGGAGUCAACUACCGUACUAAAAUUGGAAAUUGUUCCUGUGUACCAAAAAUGAACAAAGCGUACCUCGAUACAAGAAAACUCACUGGAGGAUGCGUGGCCUAUGCUGCCCACAAUUGUCCACUCAACUUCAUGUACGUGAUGGCGAGCCACAAAUGUUACAGUUACCAGGCAGAUGCCAUGAACGAUUGGCUCGAUUCGAGAAAGUUAUGCAAUGAACUGUCCAACUCACACCCUGUUACAAUCGAUGAUAACAUCGAAAAAUUGAUUCUGACAAGAUUGUAUCAAACAUAUCAAUAUUUCACAUCAUCCUGGACUGCCGGACGUAAAAGGACCAUCAACGGCACAUCAUCAACUUGGAUCUUGGAACCCUACCAAGGCGUAAUAAAAUAUUAUCUUUAUUCUCACGUUAAUCUCGAACCGUUUCGUUUACAAGCUAUCAGGAAAAAAAAGGGUAGAAAUCGAGACAGAAGCAAAGACAUAAAAAUUAACAUAGAUUAA
This is a messenger RNA of Helobdella robusta, 510 nucleotides long. RefSeq lists its product as hypothetical. Bases 1 to 510 code for a protein of 169 amino acids. The transcript is spliced from 4 exons. NCBI's taxonomy places the organism in Eukaryota, Metazoa, Annelida, Clitellata, Rhynchobdellida, Glossiphoniidae. The record is from RefSeq and is a predicted model, not a curated record.